AUGCGCAACAAGGACGACCCCCGAUUCUCUAAAAUGGUCGAUGACAUAGGUAAUGGCGUUUCUGAUAUUGAUGAAGCCGGGUUGACAACUAUUACUGGCGUGCGGACCGAACAAGCUUUGGAUGUCGUCAUCGAUUUCGGUUUUCCUGAUGACGUCCUCCAAAACCCCUCUGCUUGUGCCAAGCGCGGCAUCAUUUCCACCCACAAUGAUUCCGUCGCUCGUGUGAAUGCGGCUGUAUUGGCGAGAAUGAAUGGUGAAACGUGCACCUUGCAAGGUAGAACGAUGCUCGAUCACGAGCACCUCGACCCAGACGUCGAUGAUUUCUUCCGUAUGUCUCAGUUUUUGAACCAGAUGGAGCCCAGCAGCGUCCCGUCUCACGACAUCAACCUCAAAGUAGGGGUCGUCGUAUUGCUUUGCAGGAAUUUGUCCAUAGAUGACUGCCUCACGAAUGGCACCAAAGUUGUUUUGUCGCGAUUCAACCCUUUACGUAAAAAGUUCAGACAUUAG
Ectocarpus siliculosus is the source of this 507-nucleotide messenger RNA. The record is from the annotation of a GenBank genome assembly. NCBI's taxonomy places the organism in Eukaryota, Phaeophyceae, Ectocarpales, Ectocarpaceae.